Heterocephalus glaber (naked mole-rat) is the source of this 886-nucleotide messenger RNA. It is a transcript of the gene Anapc15, whose product is annotated as anaphase promoting complex subunit 15. Gene Ontology annotation, biological process: regulation of mitotic cell cycle spindle assembly checkpoint. Gene Ontology annotation, cellular component: anaphase-promoting complex. The record is from RefSeq and is a predicted model, not a curated record. Lineage: Eukaryota; Metazoa; Chordata; Mammalia; Rodentia; Bathyergidae.
CCGGUCUUGUAAGCGAGAGCGGGGAAACAAAAGGUGACGAAGGACGCAUGCGUUUGGUGGGUUCCGGAUGCUGGUGGGUCCUUCCGCUCAAACUAAGAGAAGCGCUUCCGGGUCGCCGCCGGCUGCCGCCUCCCGGGGCGAUGAGGAAACUGAGGCCCAGAGAGGUUAAGUGACUUGGCCACAAACAGUUAGUAGGUGGUGGACCCAGGACUCAAACCCAGUCUAGGAGCCAUGUCCACCUUGUUCCCUUCACUCUUCCCCCGUGUGACUGAGACACUGUGGUUUAAUCUGGAUCGGCCUUGUGUGGAGGAGACAGAGCUGCAGCAGCAGGAACAGCAGCAUCAGGCCUGGCUCCAAAGCAUCGCAGAGAAAGACAACAACCUGGUACCUAUUGGCAAGCCAGCCUCAGAGCACUAUGAUGAUGAGGAAGAGGAGGAUGAAGAUGAUGAUGAGGAUAGUGAAGAGGACUCAGAAGAUGAUGAAGACAUGCAGGACAUGGAUGAGAUGAACGACUAUAAUGAAUCACCUGAUGACGGAGAAGUCAAUGAGCCUCCUCUCCAGGUGGACAUGGAAGGCAACGAACAGGAUCAGGACCAGUGGAUGAUCUAGGUUGACAAGGCAGGGUGGCGAUUCCAGGCCAGCCCAACCUACCCUGCAUCCCCAGCCCUCAACCUCCCAGCCCAGAGAACCAGCUGACAGCCGCAGUGCCUGAAAGCUCAGCCAUGGGCACUUCCUCAGCUGUUGCCAGGACCUGAUCUUGACCCCUCCCAGACCAUCAGUCUGCCCUUGAAUCCCCAGAGCCUGAGUCCAUCCCACCUUCCUGGCCACCCCCUGGUUGACAGGUCUGGUAUCUUUCUAACCCUUGUUAAUAAAGAUACAGGACUGA